Sinocyclocheilus rhinocerous is the source of this 4619-nucleotide messenger RNA. RefSeq names its product protein phosphatase Slingshot homolog 1-like. Gene Ontology annotation, biological process: protein dephosphorylation; negative regulation of actin filament polymerization. The record is from RefSeq and is a predicted model, not a curated record. Lineage: Eukaryota; Metazoa; Chordata; Actinopteri; Cypriniformes; Cyprinidae. Gene Ontology annotation, molecular function: actin binding; phosphatase activity. The transcript is spliced from 15 exons. The coding region runs from base 521 to 3457 and encodes 978 amino acids.
CAUUUUUGGUUGCUGAACCAUACAAAUUUCUAGUCGUCAUAGGGAGGAAAAAUCUGGCGAUUAAGCAUUACGUUAGUUUCGAGAUAGUCGACAUCAUAACGGCUCGAGUAGUAUAUGUGGAUGAUUGGGUGUUGAGUCUGCAUAGGAUGCACUGUUGUCAGGGAGAAGUGCAAGUCACCUUCACGCGGUUGGCCCAGAAGCCCAUAUCUAACGCAGACGAUCACAGAACUACACCAACCACGGACGGCGGUCCCGAAACAAGGUCCAUUAUGUCUGGCCACUAAAUCAACGCUCCAGCCGGGAAGAUAGAGCACAGACCGUUGUUUAUUGGCAUCGUUAACGUGAAUGAGAAUUUGCGGAAUCGCCGAGUUGGAUGACAAAGCCGAUGAUGGGUUUAUCGCUACGCUAAAUAGAUUUAAUGCGCCUCUGAAUGCAUUAACCCCGUCACUGGCGGGUCCAGAACAGGAUAUCUCGGACCGGAGCGCCUGUGAGGUUUCCCUGAACGCUUUGCAGCACAGCCAUGGCUCUGGUGACUCUGCAGCGCUCCCCUACACCCAGCGCCGCAUCCUCAGCCAGCACCAACGCGGGGGAGGAUAUAGGCAGUGAUGAUGAUCGAAAGGCAAACCUAAGCCUGAGUGAAAGUUUCUUCAUGGUAAAAGGGGCAGCUCUGUUUUUACAGCAAGGCAGCAGUGCACAAGGGCCCAGAACACCCACCCAUCAUAAAAAUGCAGGGGAUCUACCACAGCAUCUACAAGUAAUGAUAAACGCACUCCGUGCCGAGGACAGAAUUAAAUUAGUUGUUAGGUUAGAAAGCGGUUGGACGGACCAUGUGCGGUACAUGGUGGUUGUCUACACAAAUGGGCAUCAAGACACUGAAGAAAACAUACUGCUUGGGAUGGAUUUUACAAAUAAGGACAGUAAAAGUUGCUCUAUUGGGAUGACUCUUCCACUUUGGAGUGAUACCAAGAUUCACUUGGAUGGAGACGGAGGUUUCAGUGUGAGUACAGCAGGGAGACUACAUGUUUUUAAGCCUGUGUCAGUCCAGGCCAUGUGGUCUGCCCUCCAGGUGAUGCACAAAGCAUGUGAGGUGUCCCGCAGAUACAACUAUUUUCCAGGAGGGAUGGCCCUUACAUGGGUUGGCUAUUAUGAGAGCUGCAUCUCCUCAGAGCAGAGCUGUAUCAAUGAGUGGAAUGCUAUGACAGAUCUGGAGACCACACGGCCUGACUCGCCAGUCAUGUUUUCUGAUCAGCCAACAGAGAGAGAGAGAACAGAGUGUAUGAUCAAAGCCAAACUCCGAAACAUAAUGAUGUUUCAGGACCUGGAAAAUAUUACUUCUAAGGAGAUCCGAAAUGAACUGGAACAACAUAUGAGCUGCAACCUGAGGGAGUAUAAAGAGUUUAUUGACAAUGAGAUGCUGCUUAUCCUGGGCCAGAUGGACAAGGCUACACUCAUAUUUGACCAUCUGUACCUGGGCUCAGAAUGGAAUGCAUCCAACUUGGAGGAACUUCAAGACUCUGGGUUAGUGCUGAUGUACAUCGACCGACUGGUUGGGUAUAUCCUCAAUGUCACAAGAGAGAUUGACAACUUUUUCCCAGGUACCUUUUGUUAUUGUAAUAUCCGUGUUUACGAUGAUGAGACUACAGAUCUGCUGGCACACUGGAAUGAAACCUACAACUUUAUAGUUAAAGCCAAGAAAAACAACUCUAAAUGCCUUGUACAUUGCAAGAUGGGAGUGAGUCGCUCAGCAUCCACCAUCAUUGCUUAUGCUAUGAAGGAGUAUGGAUGGUCACUUGAAAAGGCAUGCACUUUUGUCAAACAGAAGAGGAAUAUAGCACAACCCAAUCCAGCUUUUAUGAAACAACUUGCUGAGUACGAGGGGAUUUUAGAUGCCAGCAAGCAGAGACACAAUAAACUCUGGCAACCAGAUGGUGAUGAGUAUUCGCUGGAGGGCCUUCAGGCUUCAGCUGCCAGUGGUGACCAGACUCCUCAAUUUUCGUCACUGCACCCCGAUCAAGAGGAGACCGCUUGGGGCCAUGGUGGAGCAAGUGCUUCCUCCUGCUGCGGAGAAGAGCCGACUGACCAUCUCAAUUACAACUACUACUUCCGGCGACUCUCAGACACCGCUCUGGACAGUGAACCCUCCACGCCAGUUCGAGGUCCUCCGCUUUUAGGCAUGGAACGAGUCUUUAUUGAGAUUGAGGACGUAGAGAGGGAUGCAUUGUUGGACGAUGAAGGCUUCCCCAUGGCUCACUUGGCCCUUCCUGGGGAGGGCACAGCGGCCCAGACCUGCGGCCGACUGGAGCCUAUAGAGGACAUGCGCUUGAGGCUGGAGUUUAGCACGGUGGAGGAGGAGGACGAGGAGGAAGCACAAAAGGAGGAGGCGGAGAUGGCCGCCUUAGCUCGUGGCGAGAAGAUGCCGAGGGUAGACAAGAGCCUGGCUAACUCGAACCGCUUUAACAACGAGAACGCCAACAACAGCAACAGGCUGGCCGGGAAGCGCAGCUGCCCUUCUGGCUUUGACGACAGUGCUAGCAUUGGAAACCCCUACAAAGUGAAGCCCUCAUAUCAGUCGUGCCGAGACUGCCUGCGCCUGCCCAGCGGCCGCCGCUGCGAACGUCGCACCCAUCGCCUUAACCUGUCACGUCACACUGGCCUGCCCAGUAUGUCCAUCCAGGCCCCCAGAGGACACAAAUUCAGUCCUGUCUCCGCCAAUAAGGUGCCUCCUCCUGCCUCUCUGCAUCACAUGAGCAGCGGGCACUGCCAGUGCAUUCGUUGCUUCGGUCGAGCCAACUCGGACACUUGCCACAAGCAACCGAGCUGUGAAGACCUUCCUCAGGAUUUGCGUUAUUCCUUGGAGACUGAGGACAGAAUGGAAGGGGAGGACGAGGGGAGAAAGGAAAGCUCCAGCAGUCCUGUGACAGAGCUCACUCUCCUGAGGCUCAGUCUGGGUGGUGAGAGGCCUACGGCGGAGCUCAGUCAGGGGGCCCACCUGGAGACACAGCUGGUGCAAAUGUCCGGUCCUCCGUCGGAACAGAUGGACUUGAGCAUAGAGGACUCUGCCACAGAGGACAUGGAAGUGGACGAGGGGAACGUCCCCAGCUUGCACCCUGGCUCCAGUGGCCUCCAGCAAACGCUCGCACCGGGCUCGGCCCUGACACGCAGCUCCAGCAGCGACAGUCUGCCGAGAAUUCGCAGAGGCCAGCCGGGCUCGGUAUGUCAGCGAGCUCGAGAGAUCGAGACCCGUGUGCGGCUCGCCGGACUGACCAUGUCCUCCCAACUCAAAAGGUCUAAUUCACUGGCCAAGCUAGGUGACUUGGCCAUCUCCACAGAGGACCUGACGCUGUCCACCGCAGUCUCCGUUGACUACAAUGACCAAGAGCCUGCUCUUUGCGUGCAAUCCUCUUGCUCCCCCAAGCUCUCUUUAACUCCAACUGUGUUGCAGAGUUUGAAAAGCUGACUCCAAGAUGUCAGAACUGCUUUCUCAGUGAAUGGGACCGAUCCAGUCCUACAGCCAUCGAGAGCGACCAUGGAGGCCGAGGCUGCAAGACACCUCAUGAGAACAAUCAGGCCAGGCUUGGACAGCAGUCCUUUACAUAACUGCACUGCAUUUUUCAUGUGUCUGUCUGUGCUUUAACGAAGAUAUAUAUUAAAGCAUGCUCUGGCUUGGACCUUCAUUAACGGCUUUGUUGAUACGGCUUUUCUUUGUCUUUCUAAAGGAAGCCCUACCUGUUAAGGUUUUGAAAUAAUGUGGCCCAUCGAUAGGUCGCAUAAUCAGACCUUUUUAAAUUAGCGAUGAUUUUCCUCAACUAUUUGUUUGAUCUCCAUAAUUUAAACUUUAAAACCCAAUUUUGUGCCCUUUGGUUGAUAUUCUAACAACAUCCAUGAUAUUUUGCCUCCCGGUUUGUUCACCAGCAAGUUUAUGUGCUACUGCAAAUGAACCAAUCAUGCAGUUACGAUGAUUUGAUAGCAUAAAGAGACAAUUUAUCUGAUUUAGAUAAUUGUAAACUUUAAAGGUGCACAUAAAUGUGAAAAUUAAAAGGGUGCUAUGGAAUAACCAAUCAGAACACUUGUUAUGUACUAAUAAUAAUAGAAAUGUUCAAACCCUAGAAAUUACUGGUUGGAGCAAAUAAGGUGGUAGGCGAGUAUUUAUAAGUUAUUUAAAAACUGAAUCAGAUUUAGAUUUAGAUAUGAAUAAAUUUCCAUGAUAACAUGUGAGCUAUGGCUUUAUUAAAACAUGAUCAAAAUCUAAGCCCAAACCAUAAGCUUUAAAAAAAAAAAACAGAAAUCCAUACCUAAUUGGCUAUUAAAAUUAAACACUGUAGUCCUGAAUAUUUAAUUGGCAACUUUUUUGUUAACUUGCCUUCAAAAGCCGUAUAGUUCCACAAACCUAUGUGGAAAUUUUAAUAAAAAUGUUGCACCACAAAAGUACUUUAAGACUAAAGUUUAACCUGAAAUGUAUGCUUAUGUUUUUUGAAGUCACAGUGUUAUUCCAACCUGAUAGUUACUUGAAUGACAUCAACAAAGCCACAUAAUUAUUGUCUAUUUCCAGAGAAAAAUGCAACAUGAAUGUGGUUGGCUAUUUGUCUUACAACACUUAUUUGCUUUUCAGCUGGUGUUUA